AUGGAGCCGUCUUCACCCCAGGACGAGGGCCUGAGGAAGAAACAGUCCAAGAAGUCGGUUCCCGAAAUCCUGCCAAGGCCACCCCGGGCCUUGUUCUGCCUGACCCUGCAGAACCCCCUGAGGAAGGCCUGCAUCAGCAUCGUGGAAUGGAAACCCUUCGAGACAAUCAUCUUGCUCACUAUCUUUGCCAACUGUGUGGCCCUGGCUGUGUACCUGCCCAUGCCUGAAGAUGACAACAACUCUCUCAACAUUGGACUGGAGAAACUGGAGUAUUUCUUCCUCAUCGUCUUCUCCAUUGAAGCUGCCAUGAAGAUCAUUGCCUACGGCUUCUUGUUCCACCAGGAUGCCUACCUGCGUAGUGGCUGGAAUGUGCUGGACUUUACCAUUGUCUUCCUGGGGGUCUUCACUGUGAUUCUGGAACAGGUCAACGUCAUCCAAAGCAACACAGCCCCAAUGAGCAGCAAAGGAGCUGGUUUGGACGUCAAAGCCCUGAGAGCCUUCCGAGUGCUCAGACCCCUGCGGCUGGUGUCUGGGGUUCCCAGCCUGCAGGUGGUCCUCAACUCCAUCUUCAAGGCCAUGCUCCCCCUGUUCCACAUCGCCCUGCUGGUCCUCUUUAUGGUCAUCAUCUAUGCCAUCAUUGGGCUGGAGCUCUUCAAGGGCAAGAUGCACAAGACCUGCUACUUCAUUGGCACAGGUGAGCUCCAGGGAAACUGUGUGGGAUCCAUCUUCCUGGUCAAUGAUGCCAUCGGGAACGAGUGGCCCUGGAUCUAUUUUGUCACCCUCAUUCUGCUAGGAUCCUUCUUCAUCCUCAACCUGGUGUUGGGUGUCCUGAGUGGGGAAUUCACCAAAGAGCGGGAGAAGGCCAAGUCCAGGGGAACCUUCCAAAAGCUCCGGGAGAAGCAGCAGCUGGAAGAGGAUCUUCGGGGCUACAUGAGCUGGAUCACACAGGGCGAGGUCAUGGACGUUGAGGACUUGAGAGAAGGUAGAUGGGACAUAGAUGAAAGGAAAGAUGGGACAUAGAGCAGAGCAGCGCUUUGCCACCAUCCCUCUGUCUCCUCCCUCAGCCGGCACUGGCGGCGAUGGAACCGCAUCUUUCGCUGGAAGUGCCACGACAUAGUGAAGUCCAAGGUCUUCUAUUGGCUGGUGAUCCUCAUUGUUGCCCUCAACACCCUGUCUAUCGCCUCGGAGCACCACAACCAGCCUCUCUGGCUGACCCAUCUGCAAGACAUUGCCAACCGGGUGCUGCUGGCCCUCUUCACCAUCGAGAUGCUGAUGAAGAUGUACGGGUUGGGCCUGCGCCAAUACUUCAUGUCCAUCUUCAACCGCUUCGACUGCUUCGUGGUGUGCAGCGGCCUCCUGGAGAUCCUGCUGGUGGAGUCGGGCGCCAUGACACCCCUGGGCAUCUCCGUGCUCCGCUGCAUCCGCCUGCUGAGGAUCUUCAAGAUCACCAAAUACUGGACAUCGCUGAGCAACCUGGUGGCCUCACUGCUCAAUUCCAUCCGUUCCAUCGCCUCCCUGCUGCUGCUGCUCUUCCUCUUCAUCGUCAUCUUUGCCCUCCUGGGUAUGCAGCUUUUUGGGGGCAGGUAUGAUUUUGAGGACACGGAGGUGCGGCGCAGCAACUUUGACAACUUUCCCCAGGCCCUCAUCAGCGUCUUCCAGGUCCUGACAGGUGAAGACUGGACCUCUAUGAUGUACAAUGGGAUCAUGGCUUAUGGAGGGCCGUCCUACCCUGGCGUGCUUGUGUGCAUUUACUUCAUCAUCCUUUUCGUCUGUGGCAACUAUAUCCUGCUCAACGUCUUCCUGGCCAUUGCUGUGGACAACCUGGCUGAGGCAGAGAGCCUAACUUCUGCCCAGAAGGCCAAGGCUGAAGAGAGAAAACGCAGAAAGAUGUCCAAGGGUCUCCCAGACAAAUCAGAAGAGGAGAAGUCCAUAAUGGCCAAGAAACUGGAACAGAAACCCAAGGGGGAGGGCAUCCCCACCACCGCCAAGCUGAAAAUCGAUGAGUUUGAAUCAAAUGUCAAUGAGGUGAAGGAUCCCUACCCCUCAGCUGAUUUCCCAGGGGACGAUGAAGAAGAUGAGCCCGAGAUCCCAGUGAGCCCCCGACCACGCCCCCUGGCAGACAUACAACUAAAAGAGAAGGCAGUGCCCAUUCCUGAAGCCAGCUCCUUCUUCAUCUUCAGCCCCACCAAUAAGAUCCGCGUCCUGUGUCAUCGCAUUGUCAAUGCCACCUGGUUCACCAACUUCAUCCUGCUCUUCAUCAUGCUCAGCAGUGCUGCUCUGGCUGCUGAGGACCCGAUCCGGGCCGAUUCCAUGAGGAAUCAGAUCCUCAAGCAUUUUGACAUUGGGUUCACCUCCGUCUUCACUGUGGAGAUUGUCCUCAAGAUGACUACCUAUGGUGCCUUCCUGCACAAGGGCUCCUUCUGCCGCAACUACUUCAACAUGCUGGACCUACUGGUGGUGGCCGUGUCCCUCAUCUCCAUGGGACUUGAGUCCAGCGCCAUCUCUGUGGUGAAGAUUCUGAGGGUGCUGAGGGUGCUCCGACCCCUACGAGCCAUCAACAGAGCCAAAGGGCUGAAGCACGUGGUGCAGUGCAUGUUCGUGGCCAUCAGCACUAUCGGGAACAUCGUGCUGGUCACCACCCUUCUGCAAUUCAUGUUUGCUUGCAUCGGCGUCCAGCUCUUCAAGGGGAAGUUCUACAGCUGCACUGACUUAUCCAAGAUGACGGAAGAGGAGUGCAGGGGCUACUACUAUGUGUACAAGGAUGGGGACCCCACACAGAUAGAGCUUCGUCGCCGUGAGUGGGUGCACAACGACUUCCACUUCGACAACGUGCUCUCCGCCAUGAUGUCCCUCUUCACCGUCUCCACCUUUGAGGGAUGGCCGCAGCUGCUGUACAAGGCCAUAGACUCUAACAAGGAGGACGUGGGCCCCAUCUACAACAACCGAGUAGAGAUGGCCAUUUUCUUCAUCAUCUACAUCAUCCUCAUUGCCUUUUUCAUGAUGAACAUCUUUGUGGGCUUCGUCAUCGUCACCUUCCAGGAACAGGGGGAGACCGAGUAUAAGAACUGUGAGCUGGACAAGAACCAGCGCCAAUGUGUGCAGUAUGCCCUGAAGGCCCGUCCAUUGAGGUGCUACAUCCCCAAAAACCCAUACCAGUACCAGGUGUGGUACAUCGUCACUUCCUCUUACUUUGAAUACCUGAUGUUUGCCCUCAUUAUGCUCAACACCAUCUGCCUGGGCAUGCAGCACUACAACCAGUCAGAGGAGAUGAACCACAUCUCCGACAUCCUCAAUGUGGCCUUCACCAUCAUCUUCACCCUGGAGAUGAUCCUCAAGCUCAUGGCCUUCAAGGCCAGGGGCUAUUUCGGAGACCCCUGGAAUGUGUUCGACUUCCUGAUUGUCAUUGGCAGCAUCAUCGACGUCAUCCUCAGUGAGAUCGACACUUUCCUGGCCUCCAGCGGGGGACUGUAUUGCCUGGGUGGAGGCUGCGGGAACGUUGACCCAGAUGAGAGCGCCCGCAUCUCCAGUGCCUUCUUCCGCCUGUUCCGAGUCAUGAGGCUGAUCAAGCUGCUGAGCCGGGCUGAGGGCGUGCGAACCCUGCUGUGGACGUUCAUCAAGUCCUUCCAGGCCCUGCCAUAUGUGGCUCUGCUGAUCGUCAUGCUCUUCUUCAUCUAUGCUGUCAUCGGCAUGCAGAUGUUUGGAAAGAUCGCCAUGGUGGAUGGGACUCAAAUAAACCGGAACAACAACUUCCAGACCUUCCCACAAGCUGUGUUGCUGCUGUUCAGGUGUGCAACAGGUGAGGCAUGGCAGGAGAUCCUGCUGGCCUGCAGCUAUGGGAAGCUGUGUGACCCAGAGUCAGAGUAUGCCCCAGGGGAGGAGUACACAUGCGGCACCAACUUCGCCUACUACUACUUCAUCAGCUUCUACAUGCUCUGUGCCUUCCUGAUCAUCAACCUCUUUGUGGCUGUCAUCAUGGAUAACUUUGACUACCUCACUCGGGACUGGUCCAUCCUGGGACCUCAUCACCUGGAUGAAUUCAAGGCCAUCUGGGCAGAGUAUGACCCUGAAGCCAAGGGGAGAAUCAAACACCUGGAUGUGGUGACCCUCCUGAGAAGGAUCCAGCCCCCUCUGGGGUUUGGGAAGUUCUGCCCACACCGGGUGGCCUGUAAGCGGCUGGUGGGCAUGAACAUGCCCCUGAACAGCGAUGGCACAGUUACCUUCAAUGCCACACUCUUUGCCCUGGUCCGCACGGCACUCAAGAUCAAGACAGAAGGUAACUUUGAGCAGGCCAAUGAGGAGCUGAGGGCCAUUAUCAAGAAGAUCUGGAAGAGAACCAGCAUGAAGCUUCUGGACCAGGUCAUCCCCCCAAUAGGAGAUGAUGAGGUGACAGUAGGGAAGUUCUACGCCACGUUCCUCAUCCAGGAGCACUUCCGGAAGUUCAUGAAGCGCCAGGAGGAAUAUUAUGGGUAUCGGCCCAAGAAGGACAUUGUACAGAUCCAGGCUGGACUACGGACCAUUGAGGAGGAGGCAGCCCCUGAGAUCCACCGUACUAUCUCAGGGGACCUGACUGCUGAGGAGGAGCUGGAGAGAGCCAUGGUGGAGGCUGCAAUGGAGGAGGGAAUAUUCCGGAGGACCGGAGGCCUGUUUGGUCAGGUGGACAACUUCCUGGAAAGGACCAACUCCCUGCCCCCUGUCAUGGCCAACCAGAGACCACUCCAGUUUUCUGAGAUAGAGUUGGAGGAGUUGGAGUCACCUGUCUUCUUGGAGGACUUCCCUCAAGAUCCAAGGACUAACACUUUGGCUCGUGCUAAUACCAACAAUGCCAAUGCCAAUAUUGCCUAUGGCAACAGCAACCAUAGCAACAACCGGCUAUAUUCCAGCAUCCACUAUGAAAGGGAGUUCCUGAGAGAGACAGAGACACCUGCCACCAGAGGAGGAGCCCUUGGCCAACGCCACAGGACCCUGGGACCCCAUGGCAAGCCCUGUCUGGAAAAGCAGAGGAGACAACUGACCCAGAGGGUAAUGCCUGGAGGCCGGGUGUCUCCUGCCUGCCACCAGCACCCCAGGGCAGACCUUCCCACGCCUGACGAGAGAAGGCACUCCAUACCAGGUGAGGAGGCAUGUGAGGAAACACCCCAUGGCGGGGGCACCAAGGAGGGGACUUCUAGGUACCUGGCUCCAGCUACAGCCCAGCUGAUCCAAGAGGCUCUGGUUCGAGGGGGCCUGAGUACCUUGGCAGAUGAUGCUGGCUUCAUCAUGGCGACAGGCCAGGCACUGGCAGAUGCCUGUCAGAUGGAACCAGAGGAAAUGGAAGUUGCAGCAGCAGAGCUAUUGAAAGGACGAGAGUCCCAAGAGGGCAUGGCCAAUGCCCUGGAGUGCCUGAGCCAUAGGUCCUCCCUGGACAGCCUCAACCAGCGUCAGGGCUCCCGGGAGACCCUCAUUGCUUCUAGGCUGUGA
This is a messenger RNA of Otolemur garnettii (small-eared galago), 5457 nucleotides long. RefSeq names its product calcium voltage-gated channel subunit alpha1 S (gene CACNA1S). The record is from RefSeq and is a predicted model, not a curated record. The transcript has 44 exons. Gene Ontology annotation, molecular function: high voltage-gated calcium channel activity. Gene Ontology annotation, cellular component: voltage-gated calcium channel complex; membrane. NCBI's taxonomy places the organism in Eukaryota, Metazoa, Chordata, Mammalia, Primates, Galagidae. Gene Ontology annotation, biological process: calcium ion import across plasma membrane.